AUGCUGCUCUUCUGCCCGGCCUGCGGGAACGUGCUGGUGGCCGAGGAGGGGGCGCGGUGCCACCGCUUCGCCUGCACCACGUGUCCUUACGUACGAAACGUCACACGCAAGGUAACCAGCAGGCGCUACCCAAAGCUGAAGGAGGUGGACGAUGUGCUUGGGGGGGCAGCUGCUUGGGAGAAUGUGGACUCCACUGCAGAGCCAUGCCCCAAGUGCGAGCACCCACGCGCCUACUUCAUGCAGUUGCAGACACGCUCAGCCGAUGAACCCAUGACCACCUUCUACAAGUGCUGCAGUGCCCAGUGUGGACACCGCUGGCGGGACUGAGCCACACAUAUCUUUGCCCAAAGAUGACAAACUGCUUCCCCAAAAGUCACUUUAUUGAGGUUUUUCUGCCCACUACACCCACUUGUUCCAGUUCAGU
This is a messenger RNA of Eublepharis macularius, 424 nucleotides long. It is a transcript of the gene POLR3K, whose product is annotated as RNA polymerase III subunit K. The record is from RefSeq and is a predicted model, not a curated record. Lineage: Eukaryota; Metazoa; Chordata; Lepidosauria; Squamata; Eublepharidae. The coding region runs from base 1 to 327 and encodes 108 amino acids. Gene Ontology annotation, molecular function: DNA-directed RNA polymerase activity; zinc ion binding; nucleic acid binding. The transcript has 3 exons. Gene Ontology annotation, cellular component: RNA polymerase III complex. Gene Ontology annotation, biological process: DNA-templated transcription; termination of RNA polymerase III transcription.